Molecule: messenger RNA, 663 nt
Organism: Medioppia subpectinata
Lineage: Eukaryota; Metazoa; Arthropoda; Arachnida; Sarcoptiformes; Oppiidae
Source: the annotation of a GenBank genome assembly
AAACCCAUUGUCUUCGAGAGACAACCGGAAGAGAAGAUUAAUAAACUCUUAGAAUGUGUUCAAUAUUUACACGAAUCGGUUCCGCCAGUCAUUCAUCGGGAUCUCAAACCCGACAAUAUAUUACUCGAACACAACAUAAAGUUUAAUCGCUUCAUAAAAUUGUGUGACUUUGGUUUGGCCACCGAUCACGACAUCGAUAGGCAAACUGCGAGCCGAUACGACCAUACGUUAGGUGUGGGCACUAAGACAUAUACAUCACCCGAAGUAUACCAUUAUAAGCCAUAUAAUCACAAAACAGACAUUUAUAGUCUCGCACUAAUCGCUGAAGAAAUCUAUAGUAUUGAUCCUCAACUUUUGCAUUCGUGUCAAGCAAUUGAACCCGAGUUUAAUAAAUAUUAUGCUAAUCUAUACCAGACUUUGCAGUCAAUGCAGUCGAGUCCUGACUAUAAGCAAAGGCCUGAUUGUCGGGAAGUGUUGGCUAAACAUAACGAGUUAUUUAUCGAUAAGACUGUUGUCGCAAAUCAUAAGGAUUUCAAAUCAACAACCGUAAAACACCAUAUAUUUGUUAAAAUCGGUAUUUUGUGCGUAUGUUUUAUCGGCUUUGCUUCGGUGGACACACUUUGGGGUAGCCUUAGUGUCCAAUUCGAUAACACACGCGUCCGU